Molecule: messenger RNA, 828 nt
Organism: Funneliformis caledonium
Lineage: Eukaryota; Fungi; Glomeromycota; Glomeromycetes; Glomerales; Glomeraceae
Source: the annotation of a GenBank genome assembly
AUGGAAUUAAGUAAAACUUCAAGAAAUAUCUCGUCAAUGGAAAUAAAAAAACCACAAUCUCAUCAAAAUAUUUCUCAAUGGGUAACGUUAAUUAAUUCACAAAGGUAUUUACAAAAGCUUAAGUUGGAAAUGUUUUAUAGUAAAUAUUCAUCAAUGAUCGCUUUGGCCAUCCCUUCACAAUAUCAUUCUCUGAAAGAGGUUGAAUUGGCUUAUUGUAAAUUUUAUCAAGCGAGCCUUUUGGAUGAAUUAUCAUCUUGUCCAAAUCUAAUUUCUUUAAUAAUUAAAGAUUGUUCAUUCGUCGAGAAAUCCAAAAUCAUUAAUCAUUUCGUAUCAUUAAAAUCUUUAUAUAUUUCGAAAUCUCAAUUACCACAGGAAUAUUUUUUAGCCAUGUUAGGACAACCAUCAAAAUUAGAAAAAAUUACUCUUAAUUUAAUAGAUUUUUUUAAAUAUCCAAAGAUCAUCCCAUUCAUUUGUUUAAAUUGUUCUCAAUUAAAAGUAUUAGAAAUAGUUUUGGUAGAAGAAACAUUUGAAAAACUUGUAUCAAUAUUGGAAAAUUGUCAAUUAUUAGAGGAGGUAUCAAUUUGGGAGAAAUUCGAUUGGAUAGGUCAUGAAUUUUAUGAUUAUCAUGAUUCUUAUUUUGGUAAUUACAUGAAUCCUAAUUUAGUUAUAAAAAAGAUUUCAAAUCAUUUACCAAGAAAUCUUAAAAAAUUGCACUUUUCUCAACUUUUUAAUUUCACCUUUGAAGAUAUACAAUACUUUAUUCAAAAUGCUCCAAAUACUUUACAAGAUUUGAAAUUUUAUGCUAUAGUUAAUGAUAAAAAUGAUUAA